AUGCAGUCUGCACCCGAACUCAAUGACGCUCCCGCGCAAUGCAUUGCCAAUCCUCCGACGAGUCUCUUGGACAGGGCUCCCGCGCAGUCGACGUUGACGGUAUCUACAUCUACCCCGCCGGUGUCUUCGCGAGCGCAUAGUAUGCCUUCGAUACCCCGCCAUGCACGAUCGCGGCCCAGUUUGACGCACGCGAGCUCGUCCUCGCUCGAUUCGAUCGAGGAGGACGUUCCGCUCUGUCUGACCACGCGCUCUGCGUCUCGCGCGCCAGCAUCUUCAUCAGGAUCUCGCUCCGCGUCCUCGCAGAGACGCAAGUCCGCAGCACUGAAGGAGUCGUGUGGGAUCUGCUUCGAAAGCACGGCGAUGCGCAACCCCGACGUCGCGCGCUGCUGCCUCCAGAUGUUCUGUCACGAGCACCUCGCAGACUGGCUGAAGCGGGACAGCCGCUGUCCGGCCUGUGGCGAGCCGCUCACACUCGAACGGGGCACCGUCGCGCUGCGCGCUCCCACGCGUACGGCCAAACCGCCCGCGCUGGAAUCAGGGCGGCUCACCGCUCGACCGCGGAGUCGGAAUGGCACUACUUUCCUCAUCGCGCCGAGCUCUGCGGGCGGCACUUCGUCUUCGUCGGACGGUUCAGGCUCGGAUGGGGAGGAGAGGGGGAGUAGGAGGUGCAGGACGUCGUUGCAGAUGGUCGUGGUGCGCCCGCAGUAUAGCAGCUUGAACGAGCUCGCGGCGGAGCUUUUGCCGUUGAGAGCUGUUGGGGUGCUGCUAAGUCUGACGGGGUGCGCGCUCAUGGUCAGUGUCGUGCUCGCUUGA
This is a messenger RNA of Peniophora sp. CBMAI 1063, 813 nucleotides long. The record is from the annotation of a GenBank genome assembly. NCBI's taxonomy places the organism in Eukaryota, Fungi, Basidiomycota, Agaricomycetes, Russulales, Peniophoraceae.